Hypanus sabinus (Atlantic stingray) is the source of this 1617-nucleotide messenger RNA. RefSeq names its product cysteine-rich secretory protein LCCL domain-containing 1-like. The coding region runs from base 1 to 1617 and encodes 538 amino acids. Lineage: Eukaryota; Metazoa; Chordata; Chondrichthyes; Myliobatiformes; Dasyatidae. Gene Ontology annotation, cellular component: extracellular region. The record is from RefSeq and is a predicted model, not a curated record. The transcript has 14 exons.
AUGAAGGGUGCAGAAUGGGAAUGGGUGAGGCUGACUGCCCUACUGUUUAUUGCACAAGUCGCCGCGGCGAUGAUGCUCCCCAAUGUUACUUCAGAACUGGAUGCAAUGCUGGCAAGGUUUUUACAAGAUCGCGAGGAACGCUUGGCCGCGGAAACAGACCAUAAGGCGGCUGGUAUUUUAGAUCUACUCAAGUCAAAUUAUACGCAUUCACAUGAACCCCCGAGGAAUUCCAGAAGAGCAAAGAGAUCUAUCACAGAUAAUGAUAGACAAAUAAUCUUGGAUCUGCAUAAUAAACUGAGAAGUCAAGUGUCACCAAGUGCGUCUAAUAUGGAAUAUAUGACGUGGGAUGUUGAACUGGAAAGGUCUGCAGAAUCCUGGGCUUCACAGUGUCUCUGGGAGCAUGGACCUGGUUAUCUCCUACCUUCUAUAGGGCAGAAUCUGGGUGUGCACUGGGGCAGAUACCGGCCUCCUACAUUUCAUGUUCAAGCUUGGUAUGAUGAAGUCAGAGAUUUUGUAUAUCCUUAUCCACAAGAAUGUAACCCUUGGUGUCCCUUUAGAUGUGAUGGUCCAGUGUGCACCCAUUAUACCCAGGUAGUAUGGGCAACAAGUAACAAAGUUGGCUGUGCCAUGAACUUAUGUAUAAACAUGAAUGUCUGGGGCCAGGUGUGGCAACAAGCUGUCUACCUAGUUUGCAAUUACUCUCCUAAGGGAAAUUGGUGGGGCCAUGCUCCUUAUAAACAUGGGUCUCCUUGUUCUGCCUGUCCUCCAAGCUAUGGAGGAGGCUGCAGAGAUAAUCAAUGUUACAAAGCUGAUGGACCAGAUCUAUAUUAUUCUCCUUCGGAACCAGAGGAGGAAACUAAUGAGGUGGAAAGGCAAGGAACUAAACCUCAGGAAACACCAUUGAAUCCAUGGACACAAACCGAAUCCACAAGAACAGAGCACCUUGAUGCAAAUGAGAUUAUAAACACCCAGCAAAUGUCUCAGCUGGUGUCCUGUGAAACCAAACUACGUGACAGAUGCAAGGGAACUACUUGUAAUAGAUAUGAAUGCCCAGCUGGUUGCUUGUAUAGUGAAGGAAAAGUAAUUGGGACUCUGCAUUAUGAUAUGCAAUCAAGCAUUUGUAGAGCUGCAAUGCAUUAUGGAGUACUGGACAACGAUGGUGGUUGGGUAGAUAUUACAAGACAGGGAAAGAAGCCAUUCUUUAUAAAAUCUAACCGCAACGGGGUCCAAUCACUCGGUAAAUAUAGACCUGCCAAUUCAUUUACUAUCUCCGAAGUACCAGUCCGAUCUGCUACCUGCCAGACUAAAGCGUAUCAAAUGUGCACAUUCAAAAAGCCAUUUUCACAUUGUCCAAGGAUGUAUUGUCCACGAAACUGUAUGGAAGAAAAUCCACAUCUAGCGCGGGUAAUUGGUACCCGAUUCUACUCUGAUAGGUCCAGUAUUUGCAGAGCAGCGGUCCAUGCUGGGGUCAUUCGUAAUUAUGAAGGAGGUUACAUUGAUAUGAUGCCAGUUGAGAAAAAGCAACGCUAUUUUGGCUCGUACCAGAAUGGAAUAUUCUCGGAAAGCCUGAAAAAUCCACCUGGAGCCAAAGCAUUCAGAAUAUUUGCAAUCAUUUGA